This is a messenger RNA of Rhea pennata, 2545 nucleotides long. It is a transcript of the gene DGAT1, whose product is annotated as diacylglycerol O-acyltransferase 1. The record is from RefSeq and is a predicted model, not a curated record. The transcript has 17 exons. Gene Ontology annotation, cellular component: endoplasmic reticulum membrane. NCBI's taxonomy places the organism in Eukaryota, Metazoa, Chordata, Aves, Rheiformes, Rheidae. Bases 1 to 1587 code for a protein of 528 amino acids. Gene Ontology annotation, biological process: triglyceride biosynthetic process. Gene Ontology annotation, molecular function: diacylglycerol O-acyltransferase activity.
AUGCCCGACCCAGCGCUCGCAGGACGCGGAGCCCAGGGAGCUGGGGCAGCCGAGCUCCAGCACCCGCUCCGUAAAGAGCUGGGAAGGGCCUGGGCGCCUCCGCAGCAGGGUGAACCCUGGGAGACGGACGCGCUCCAAGCGCUGCUGCCGGCUCCAGCGUCGAGGCGAGGCAGCCUGGGCUUUCCCGGCCGCGCUGCCGAGCCGCCGCCCUCGGCGCGUCCUGGUGUCCCGAGCUGCCGCCGUGCCCGUGCCGGCUCCCUGGUGCUCACGCGCUGCUCUCCCUUCUCCGUCCCCAGGUGUCACAAGGUGCAGGAGUCUCUGCUCAGUUCAGCCAGCGGCUACAGCAACUACCGCGGCAUCCUCAACUGGUGUGUGGUCAUGCUGGUCUUGAGCAACGCUCGGCUGUUCCUGGAGAACCUCAUCAAGUACGGCAUCCUGGUGGACCCCAUCCAGGUGGUCUCCCUGUUCCUCAAAGACCCCUACAGCUGGCCGUCCCCGUGCCUGGUCAUCGUGGCCAACGUGUUCGUGGUGGUGGCCCUGUCCCUCGAGAGGCGGCUGGCAGCGGGCUCCCUCUCGGAGGGCGCUGGCGCCGUCCUGCACGCGACCAACCUCCUGGCCAUCCUGUGCUUCCCCGCCGUGGUGGUGCUCAUGGUGAGCUCCAUCACGCCAGUGGGGGCCGUGUUCGCCCUGGCCAUCUACACGGUCACCUUCCUCAAGCUCUUCUCCUUCAGAGACGUGAACAAAUGGUGCCGCGAAAGGAGGGAGGCAAAAGCCUCCCCACGCCGGGGGGACGCCUCGGCCGCAGCUGCGGGGCCAAAGAAGGCUAACGGGGAUGUGGGCCAGAGCGGUGUCACCUACCCGGCCAACCUCACCUACAGAAAUCUCUACUACUUCCUCUUCGCACCCACCCUCUGCUACGAGCUGAACUUUCCCCGCUCCCCGCGCAUACGCAAGCGCUUCCUCCUCCGGCGCCUCUUCGAGAUGCUCUUCUUCAUCCAGCUGCUGGUGGGGCUGAUCCAGCAGUGGAUGGUGCCCACGAUCCAGAACUCCAUGAAGCCGUUCCGGGACAUGGACUAUUCCCGGAUCAUAGAGCGGCUCCUGAAGCUGGCUGUCCCCAACCACCUCAUCUGGCUCAUCUUCUUCUACUGGUUCUUCCACUCCUGCCUCAACGUGGUGGCUGAAGUGAUGCAGUUCGGGGACCGGGAGUUCUACAGGGACUGGUGGAACUCGGAGUCGGUGACCUACUUCUGGCAGAACUGGAACAUCCCCGUGCACAAGUGGUGUCUCAGGCACUUCUACAAGCCCAUGCUGAAGCGGGGGGCCAGCAAGUGGACGGCGCAGACGGCCGUUUUCCUGGCCUCCGCUUUCUUCCACGAGUACCUGGUGAGCGUGCCCCUGAAGAUGUUCCGGCUCUGGGCGUUCAUGGGGAUGGCGGCGCAGAUCCCGCUGGCCUGGUUCGUGUCCAAGUUCCUCAGGGGUAACUACGGGAACGCGGCCGUCUGGAUCUCCCUGAUCAUCGGGCAGCCCAUCGCCGUCCUGAUGUACGUGCACGACUACUACGUGCUCAACUAUGAAGGAAGCCAGUGACGCGCUGGACUGCGUUUCCCUCCUGGUGACCAGCAGGAAGGCAGGAGAGGAGGGAGCCGCUUCCUGCUGCUUCCCAGACGCCUUGGGACUGCGUCGCGCGGAGGUGCCGCCGCCUCGGGAAGUUGCCUUGCGCCCUUUUGUACGUGUGCGGAGUAGCCGCUAGGCGUUCCUCCUCUUGUGAAUUGAAUGUCGGAUCAAUGCAAUAGCCCCUGCGGAGGGGCGUCCCCCUCCCUCUGUCCCGUGCCCCAGCGGGGACCCUGUGGUCCUGCCCCGCGACGGCCCGGGCACGAGGGAGGCAGGAGCCGAGCCCGGCUGCCUGCGCAUGUGGGGCCGGGGGGCUCCCUGCACCCGCGGGGGCCCCCGCCUUGAGCUUUAAGUGGCCACACGCGCCACAGAGCCUCUCUUCUGUAAGGCACUUUAAAGGACUGUCCCUGGACUGUGACUGCUCUGAUCCGUCCCUCCCUCCUGCCGGUGCUCCCCGCAGGGGCAGGCUCGGGGCACCCGGUACGAGCCCUGCCCGGGGCUCCCCUGCCCGUGCCGGCGGCCGGCCCGGGCUCCCUGCUCAGCCCCAGGCUCACUUCACCUGUGGCUGUGGGUCCGGGGCGCUGCCUGCUCCGUCCCCGGCUGGCUGCCCCGGCCCCCAGCCCUCUCCUUGCCCUGCAUCCUGGGUGAGGAGCGGGGCUGGCUGGGGCAGCUGGGACCUGCUGCUGCCUCCCGGCGCUGCUCCGGGCUCACUUGGCCACUUUUUAACCUUUCUGGACUGUAUCUGUCAAGUAUUGAGUGAUUAAAGUGUCUUUUUCCACACCUGGUCCUGCUCCUGUUCCUCCCGUGCCUGGACGGGGCCCAUCCGGCCUUCCCGCGCAGCCUCUGGCCCUGCCCCACAUCAGCCUCCCUCAGCCGGGCCGAGGCCACCCGCCCGCCCCCGGGCACUGGCCUGCCCCUCGCGGACACCCUGCCC